Molecule: messenger RNA, 2344 nt
Organism: Phlebotomus argentipes
Lineage: Eukaryota; Metazoa; Arthropoda; Insecta; Diptera; Psychodidae
Gene: Cog7
Product: conserved oligomeric Golgi complex subunit 7
Exons: 3
Coding region: 114-2291 (725 amino acids)
Biological process (GO): Golgi organization; retrograde vesicle-mediated transport, Golgi to endoplasmic reticulum; intracellular protein transport
Cellular component (GO): COG complex
Source: RefSeq, a predicted model, not a curated record
AACUUCACUCGGUUAUGUUGUUCAUGUGUCACUUUUGGGAAAUUAAAAACAUUGCGGAAAGUGCGAAAAAUAGAGUGAAUUUUCCCAGUGAAGAGGAGUGAAAACUGAGUCAAAUGGAUACAUUUGAGGAUGAGAACUUCAAUGCAAUUGACUUCAUCAAUGCAACUUACGCUGCCAGCAAGACAGAGAGCAAAGAAGAAUUCGUGUCUGCCCUCGUGUCGCAGCUGCAAAUUCACGUUCAGGAUGUGAACGGUGUGCUUGAGGACACCAGUCAGCAAAUGAUUGGGAAUAUGCCGAAAAUCAUGAGGGACAUGGACAAUUUGAGGCGCGAGGCAUUGACACUGCAGAAGACAAUGCACGAGAUGAAGGCGGAAAUUGCCCAGGUGCAGAGAGAAACGGGCAGUUGCAUGGCAAAUCUCGAGCGUCUGGAUACGCUGAAGACGAAGCUGCAAGUGGCUAAGCAAGGCCUGCAGGAAUCCGAUGGUUGGGGACGCUUGACGUCGGAAUUGGAAGAUUUGCUGGAGAGGAACGACGUGGCAGGUGGUUGCGAGAAAUUGAGCAUUCUCCAGAGAUCACUGGCGGCCCAAGUGGGUCUGCCUGGUCAGAGCGAGCGGGAAAUGCACGUGGAAGAGGCUAAGAACAAGCUGGAAGCAUUGGCGAGUCCUCAAGUAGUGAAGUGCUUCUCCGUUGGCGAUGCCACGGAGGCUCUCAAGUAUGUGGAGAUGUUUGGGAAGAUGGAGCGUCUGCCACAGCUAAAGCAGUACUACCGAACAGUCCAGAAGACAAGGCUACAGAGUCAGUGGCAAGAGAUUGUGGAUUUGGCGGAGAAUUCGAGGGAUUUGCGCUUCCUCAGGGAAUUUUAUCAUCACUUGUUGGAACACUUCCAGAAGCAAGUGAAGUGGUGCUCGCUAGUUUUUGGCUCAGUUGACGGUCUCGUGGAAACUGUCUGUGUGAUCUCAGACACUCUGGCCACUCUUCAGCCGCCUCGUGAGACUGCAAUCACAAACCUUCUGAAGCGACAGAAUGAUAAGCUGGAGGCAAUUGCGGAGUUCUCAGCGGCCAAUCAAUUCUUCGGGAUGACUCUUCAGAAGCACAUCCACAGCAGUGGAUCGUCCAUUCAGAAGGAUCAGCUGGUGGCUCUGUCGAAGGGAAUCUACGAUUUCUUCCAAGUAUUUAUAAUCCAGUACGGUGCUUUGGAGCAAAACUGGCUUUCUGGGCAUCUUGUGAGUCUGGGACUGGCAAAUCAAGUUGUGGCUCUAGAGACGGUGCGAAGUCUGGGAAAUUGCAAUGCCAAAGUCCUUCAGGCGGCAUCAAAUGCACUGCAGAGGUGCGAGAGUAUUACCCAGAAUUGUGCCAUUGGCCCUCUGGUCACUGUGCUGAAUUCAUUCUUCCGGGAGUAUUUGGACAAGUAUAAGAAGGCCCAGAAACAGUUGGAUGCAACCAGAAAUGUGCCCAAUGUGAAUUUCCUGCAAAUCUGCACCACUCUUCUGCAGUAUCUGGGCGAUUUUAUUCUCCAAUUGACAACAUUCGAGGAGGAAGUGAUUGCGAAGAUACUCGCCACGUAUGAGCAGGUGUGUCGCCAGGAGAUGUCCUCCUUCCAGUACAAAGUGCUUCGCAAGCAGGACGUGAGUGAGAUCAAAAAGUUCAAGAAUUUGGUGAACGAGAAGCAGACUCGAGGAGAUUUCGGGUCAAAUCCUUGGUCAAUAUUUUCUGGCUUGAUUGAGGUCGUGAAGCCCAUCUGUGCUGAGAUUCACGACACCACACUGGCAUCAGUGUUUGCUCCAAUUGAGACCCACUUGAGGACUAUUGAGCCGACAGACUCGAGCAGCAGCAGCACCGAUCUGCCGGACUACAGUUUUGCGCCUCAAGAAUACAUUACGCAAGUGGGUCAGUACUUGAUGACGUUGCCGCAGCACUUGGAGCCCUUCCUGCUGUCACCCUCCGACGCCCUGAGGCGCUCUCUCGAGAUUGCCGAUGAGAAGUAUUCACAGAGCGCCACAAGUGGAGAUGUUCUGCUCGCCCUCAUCGCUGAGGAGUGCUGCGCAUUGUACAUGGAGAACAUCUACAAGAUUGGCAGCUUGAGCAAUACAGCGGCGAAGCAACUGGCAACGGACAUUGAGUACUUGGGCAGUGUUCUGGAGGAACUGGGACUGAAGCUUGGCUCGCAGAUUCAGCAAGUUGCUGUUCUCUUGAGAGCAGCGCCGGAAAAUUACCUAAAUCUCAGUGCUGGGUGCGAUCCUAAGCUGGUGACGGCUGUUAGGCAGAUGAGAAAUAUUAUUUCAACGGAAUAGAAACUAUUGUUCUAAGAAUGAUUGUGUAUAAUACUGUCCCUUCUAAGACGAAA